Messenger RNA from Linum trigynum, 890 nucleotides. Lineage: Eukaryota; Viridiplantae; Streptophyta; Magnoliopsida; Malpighiales; Linaceae. The record is from the annotation of a GenBank genome assembly.
ACUACGGAACAAAAGGGGUUUGACCCUAACUAAGCAAACUGCAGGAGGGAAGGUUAUUUAUCCCAUUCUGGCCCAGUGAAAGAAAGCUACGGAGGCGGCUUAUGGCGUAGUUAUCAUAAACGACCAUGGUCAAGUUGUUGACGGGAAGGCCGAGACUAUGCACUGUUUAUCUCCAAUCGAAGCAGAAGCAAAAGCUUUACUGGAGGGGACCUUGGCAGCAGUUGAUCUCAAUGCCACUUGCCUGAUUUUGUCGUACUGUCUGGGGCUGGUGAAGGCCCUCCAGGGACACCCGAAAGAAUGGCCAUGGCGUGCUGCUGCCAACCUGGGAAGAAUUUUGCUACUGACCAGACUCUUCCCCAAUAUCAGAAUUGACUGGAUAUGCAGGAAGAGGAACUCGAAAGCCGACUGGGUGGCCAGAUCGUGCGCCAGAAAUCAGCUCCCCGCGGACUGGGUCCAGAUUCUUGAUAUUGUUUCACCUCUGCUGUAACUCGACCUUUUGCUUCAUUUGGAAUAUAUUCAAGUACCCUUGUUGUAAAAAAAAAAAAAGAAAGAAAGAAAGCUACGGGUGAAUUUGAUAUGAAGUGGUGGCAGUGUUGGAUUUGUCCUUGUGAAAGCAACGAAAAUGGCCUUGUGGAAUGAAAGUUCGUUGACCAGUUUUGUUGGGUUAAAGCUGGUUUUGAUCGAGUUCUGACAAGAUUGAAGUCAAUUUUGACUGCGUUGAAGCGUGCUUGACGAAUUCGCGCAAAGUCCAAAAUAUGUGUGCAGUGCCCUUUUUCCCACCGGGUCCGGGGUCAAUCCAAAGGCCGACCUUGGAUUAACAACUUCAGUGCUAAGUGCUAACAUCUUAUGUAUUAACAUCAUGCUAACAAUAAUUAACAUGGAUAUUUUAG